AUGGAGUCCUCACCAGUGAAAAGACUGUUGAACCCAAUUGACCAAUCAAUCUUCAUCUUAUUACUCUCUGGCGUUGUUGCAUACUUUUUCUUACGAAGAGCUUGCAGAUCUCGGAGUUUGAAAAUCCUUGAGGCUUCGCUUGGAUGUGAAAGACCACCCACCGACAGUGACCGAUUUCCGUAUGAUUUCUUUGGUAUCAGGAAGACUUUGGAAUUGGCAAGUCAUUUUCGAAAUCGGACCUCUCUUGCCUAUACCGAUUCUCUCUUCGAAAGAUAUGGGGAAACGUUUACAUCCAAUGUCAUCGGCUAUCGACUCAUCUUCACCUGCAACGAGGAUAACACCAAACACUUGCUCUCAACCGCGUUUACCGAUUUCGAAAGUUCACCUCUGCGAAAGCCUAUAAUUGAACCGAUCACUCCACAUGGUAUCUUCACACUUGAUGGAGCCGAUUGGAAAAGGAGUCGUGACCAGUUACGGACCCGUCUGAGUGACCUCCGCAAGGCGAUCGAUUUAACAAUAUGUGAACAACAUUUCCAGUCUUUUCUAAAGAAAGUUCCUUGCGAUGGACAGAUCUUCGAUGUUCAAUCACAGGCACAUGCCCUCGCUUUGGAUCUUCAAACAGUGUUCUCUCUAGGAGAGUCUGUCGAUGCCCUCAGCUCCAGCCAGUCGAGUGAGAAGAAUUCAUUUCUGGUGGAUCUGUCGAUAGUGAAAGAAAGAAUUGUGCGAGAUGGAUUCCGCGGUCCCCUUCGUCAUCUAUCCUGGAAGCGACCAUUUCUAGAAUCUUGUCGCAGAACAAGGGAGUAUGUGAUUCGACAAGCAACGCAGCAAGUACAAAAACGAAAUGAGAUGGUCGGCACCUCUGAGAAGGUGGAUACUUGCAUUUCUGAGCAUGAACAAAUAUCGCUAUUCACCGACCAAGCACUGAGCCUACUUCUCGCGAACGACAGUAUGAGCACGACUCUGGCAAGCAUAUUGUUCUGUCUCUCCAAAGAUGAACGCGUAGUCAAGAAACUGCGCGCAAGUAUAAUUGACGCCAUUGGGCUCACGCCUCCGACAUGGGGGCAGCUCGGAUCUCUGAAAUAUGUACGAUGGGUCAUGAAUGAAGGUAAUAAGGCUGAAGGAUCCUGA
Messenger RNA from Penicillium pulvis, 1128 nucleotides. RefSeq names its product cytochrome P450. Gene Ontology annotation, molecular function: iron ion binding; monooxygenase activity; heme binding. Bases 1 to 1128 code for a protein of 375 amino acids. NCBI's taxonomy places the organism in Eukaryota, Fungi, Ascomycota, Eurotiomycetes, Eurotiales, Aspergillaceae. The record is from RefSeq and is a predicted model, not a curated record. The transcript has a single exon.